This is a messenger RNA of Gongylonema pulchrum, 438 nucleotides long. The record is from the annotation of a GenBank genome assembly. Lineage: Eukaryota; Metazoa; Nematoda; Chromadorea; Rhabditida; Gongylonematidae.
AUGAUUCUCGAAGUCAACACAUUUGUGGAAGAUGGCAAUGCUUGCUUGGACCAGUUGUGCAUGUGUCCGUGUGCGCUUGUGUAUGCUCUGCACGACGAUGAUGAAGAGUGUAUUGAAAAGCUGAUUUCUGCACUGGACGCCAUUCCUCUUCCGAAGAGGCUGCAAGAUGAACCAUUUUUAAUGCCUGUGGCAUCGCGAGUGUCGAUCACCGGAAGGGGAACAGUUAUCGUUGGGACAAUAGAACAGGGCAAGCUGAAAAAGGGUGAUAAGAUUGAAAUCAAAGGCGAAGGCGAGUGCUUGAAUUCAGUCGCCUCUGAUAUACAAGUCUUCAAGAAAAGUGUCGCUGAAGUAAGUUGUUCACAUUUUGAUUUUUCAUUAAUCCAAGUAAAUUUUUGUAACAUACUGGUCAACCGGCGUCGGACAACGAGGACGGCAUAG